AUGGAUGAAUUUAAAUGUGAUAAAAGGAAAACCUCUGUAUCGAUUAAUCCUUGUUUUAUUCGUCUUACAACUUUGAUUGAUGAUCCUCAUCCAACAUCUGUUGGUUUUCCUUCAAUUACAAGAUCACCCAUUGUCAUCAAUACUGAUUCGCCUGAUUCAUGUCCAUCUCAAACAACACCUCUAUCACUCCAAACAUCUUUCCCACCCUUCUCAACGCCGACCAAUAUUUCAUCGAGCUCUUCAUAUUCAAUUCCAGAACCUUCGACAGUUAUUCCAAUCCCAUCACUGACCAUCACAGAUCAAAUCAUCACACAAAUUCCACAUCACCAAAAUAGCUCGGUCAGAAUAGAGAAUUAUUCGAAUUCAAGCCCAUUCGAUUAUGACUCAAUAUGUGAGAAACGAGAACGUAAAAGAUUCGAUCGUAAGUCUUUUGUAGUGCUUGAUGAUAAUGUUGAAAGUGAUAAUUGGGGCGAAGUGGUAGUUAGUAUUGACGAACCUGAGAAAAGCGAUCAAUUUAGGACUACCGAAGACUGUGCUUAUGGUGAUAUAAUAAUUAUGUUACCUGAACCUAUAUACAACGGUAAAGGUUAG
This is a messenger RNA of Cetraspora pellucida, 591 nucleotides long. Lineage: Eukaryota; Fungi; Glomeromycota; Glomeromycetes; Diversisporales; Gigasporaceae. The record is from the annotation of a GenBank genome assembly.